This is a messenger RNA of Abrus precatorius (Indian licorice), 1596 nucleotides long. RefSeq lists its product as uncharacterized. The record is from RefSeq and is a predicted model, not a curated record. Lineage: Eukaryota; Viridiplantae; Streptophyta; Magnoliopsida; Fabales; Fabaceae. The coding region runs from base 1 to 1596 and encodes 531 amino acids. The transcript is spliced from 5 exons. Gene Ontology annotation, molecular function: RNA-DNA hybrid ribonuclease activity; nucleic acid binding.
AUGACCAGUCCCCAGAAUGUUAAGGAGGUCCAAAGACUUGCUGGUCGUAUUGCUGCUCUUGCCAGAUUUUUACCUAUAAUGGCAGACAGGUCUUGGCCUUUCAUUGACCUACUUAAAAAAUCCAAAAAGUUUGUCUGGACUGACGAAUAUAUUGUCAUCAGUUUGGUCUUACUACAAGAAACACCUGAACUGACUCCUGUAUACUUCAUUAGCCGAACACUUCAAGGCCCCGAAUCACGCUAUCAGUUAAUGGAAAAGGUAGUGCUGGCCCUAGUCCACACAACUCGUUGGUUAAGACAUUACUUACAAAGCCAUCGGGUGGUAGUAUGUACAGAUUGCCCAAUGGCUAAAGUUUUGAGAAAACCAGAAUUGGCUGGACCAAACGUCGUAACUAUUGAACAAUUUAUUCGGUUUGGAUUCAACGCCUCCAACAAUCAAGCUGAGUAUGAAGCUCUACUAGCGGGUCUCAGAUUGGCAAAAGAUAUUGGCGUAAAACGCAUCACUUGCUGGAGCGAUUCAAAGAUAGUGGCCGAUCAGGUUAAUGGAAUAUAUAAAGUGAAGGAUUCCAUUAUACUCCAAUAUUAUCAAGAAUUUAACAAUAUAAAAGAUGAAUUUGACGAAGUACAUGUUCAACACACACCAAUGACCAUGAACGAACAAGCCGAUAGGCUUGCCAGACUUGCUAGUCAAAGGAAACCUGGGCAAUUACAAAGUGUAAUUCAUCAAGAAAUCCCUCAACCUAGUAUCGCGAAACAAGAGUGCAUGGACAUAGAAAAUAUGCCUCAAAAUUGGAUGACUCCAAUUAUUCAAUACCUCACCAGCAACAGCUUAUCAAAAGAUCCAGCUUCGGCUAAGAAAAUAAGAAUGCAUGCAGCUAAGUACCUCAUUCUAGGCAAUGAAUUAUACAGAAGAAGAAUUUCAACGCCUAUGCUUAAAUGUCUCAAUGAAGAUAAAGCUAGCUAUGUCAUGAGAGAAAUUCAUGAAGGUAUCUGUGGUACCCAUUCGGGUGGACGCACCAUGGCCGCUAAGAUACUUAGAGCCGGAUACUUUUGGCUGAUACUCGCUCAAGAUUACCAAACAUUUGUGAAGAAAUGCAUCCUUAUCAACAACACGGUCCUCAUUUAUAUUAACACGCCGACACCCUUCACCCUAUUAGGUCUCCCUGACCCUUUGCUAUUUGGGAAAUGGACCUUCUCGGUCCUUUUCCCUUGGCAAAAAGGCAAUUUCACACAUCGCCGGUUUAAUGAAUUUUUGGAAGGGCUUCACAUCAAACAUUCCCAGACUAAUGGUCAGGCCGAGGCUGCCAACAAAGUCAUCUUACAUGAACUCAAACAAAAAUUGGGUUCGGCAAAAGGAGAAUGGGCAGAGAAGUUGCACGAGAUCUUAUGGGCUUAUCGGUUCGAGAUUGGAGAACCAUCAUUUCGAGGGCAAAACUUCGAGGAAUUGGCCAAUGACGAAUCCCUAGCUGUCAACUUGGAUUUACUGGACGAAGUCGGUCAAGCAGCCAUAGUAACCAAGGCUAGCAAAAAGAUGAUGGCAAGAAAGCUCAACUCCAAAGUCAACCCAAGACAAUUUUAUGUAAAUGACUUAGUAUAG